AUGCCGCUCUAUGCUAAAUUCUUGAAGGAGUUGAUGACCAAGAAGAGAAGUUUGAAGAACAAUGAGACUGUGGUACUCACUGAAGAAUGCAGUGCCAUCAUCCAACACAAAUUGCCCCAGAAAUUAAAGGAUCUUGGGAGCUUCAAAAUCCCUUGUAUCAUAGGGGAAAUCACAGUAGAGAAGGCUUUAUAUGAUCUAGGAGCUAGCAUAAAUCUGAUGUCCUUAGCAAUGAUGAAGAAAAUGAGGAUUGAGGAGGCCAAACCGACAAGAAUGGCCUUGCAACUAGCAGAUCGAUCAUUCAAGUUUCUUCACAGAAUAAUAGAAGACUUGUUGGUGAAGGUGGGAGACUUUAUCUUUCCAGCAGACUUCAUAGUAUUGGACAUGGAGGAAGGAGCUAAGACCUCUAUCAUCUUGGGAAGGCCAUUCUUUGCCACUGCCGAAGCCAUUAUUGAUGUCCAAAAGGGUGAACUUGUCCUUAGACUACAUGAGGAGAAAAUGAUAUUCAAUGUGUUCAAGGCCAUGAGUUUCCCACAAGCCUCAUUGGGAGAAUGUAUGAGGUUGGACUCAGUGGAUGCUGUGGUGCAAGAGACUCUUGAAGAAGAAGAACUUGAUGAGUUAACAGAAGAAGAGGAAUCAGCAUCAAGCGAAGAGGCUGCAACAGCUAAAGUUCAUGUGCAAGGCACACUAGAGGGGAAGGAUAAAAGAAAAGAAGCACCCAAACUUGAACUAAAGGCACUGUCGCCCACCCUCAAGUAUGCAUACUUAGGAGAGAAUGAAAGCUAUCCAGUGAUUAUAAAUUCAGCCCCCAGCCGAGAACAAGAGGAAGAGUUGCUUCAAGUCUUACAAAAGCAUAAGGAUGCCAUUGGAUGGACACUUGCUGACUUGAAGGGAAUCAGUUCGGCCAUAUGCAUGUAUAAGAUACUAUUGAAAGAUGAUGCCAAACCUUCCAUUCAACCCCAAAGGAGGCUGAAUCCACUUAUGAAGGAAGUGGAAUUCAAUAUUGAGAUUAGAGACAAAAAGGGUGUGGAGAACAAGGUAGCAGAUCAUCUAUCCAGAAUCCCUUGUGAGAAAGGUGCACACCCCUAG
Molecule: messenger RNA, 1086 nt
Organism: Arachis duranensis
Lineage: Eukaryota; Viridiplantae; Streptophyta; Magnoliopsida; Fabales; Fabaceae
Exons: 2
Coding region: 1-1086 (361 amino acids)
Source: RefSeq, a predicted model, not a curated record